This is a messenger RNA of Branchiostoma floridae (Florida lancelet), 2613 nucleotides long. RefSeq names its product neuroendocrine protein 7B2-like. The coding region runs from base 166 to 897 and encodes 243 amino acids. The transcript is spliced from 7 exons. Lineage: Eukaryota; Metazoa; Chordata; Leptocardii; Amphioxiformes; Branchiostomatidae. Gene Ontology annotation, biological process: neuropeptide signaling pathway; regulation of hormone secretion. The record is from RefSeq and is a predicted model, not a curated record. Gene Ontology annotation, molecular function: enzyme regulator activity. Gene Ontology annotation, cellular component: secretory granule.
CGCAGGACGCCAUCUUUGUGCGUCACACACAGCAGCCUCCAGCACAUCAAUAGAGAAGGUAAAACAUCGUUUCGUCAUUGUUUUUUUCUCAGUCCGAUCAUUGACGGGAAAACAAGGUGAGGCCAGACCGAGACAGGGAUACAUAGAUCAGACGACGUGACCAACAUGGCGGCCGUGAGACUUCUCCUGUCGCUGCUACCGUUGGUGCUGGCGGUGCGAAGCUACGACGAGCGGACCGAGAAUGAAGUGUUGUCGGAGCUGCGCGAACUGUUGGACCGCAUGGAUGACUACAAGGCCGUGCGGGGCCUGCAGCAGCCGCGGGUGGAGUAUCCCGCAGAGGAGGAGCUGGACAUAGAGGGGCCACAGAGCAUCACAGGAGGCGCGUCAGAAGGUGUGCAGCACCUGGGCCCGGCCGGGAACAUCCCCAACCUGUGGGCGGCCAUGGUGGAGUCGGACAACAACCGCAAGCCGGACGCCUACCCCAACCCGCCUAACCCCUGUCCAAAGGGAUACACGGCUGAGGACGGCUGUAUCGAGGACAUGCCUGACACGGCUGACUUCAGCCGGCUGUACCAGGCCCAGGAGGAGGCAACGCGCGGGGGGCAGGCGGGAGGUGCGCCGUACAGCAGCCCGGGGCUGGCCGGUGGGUCUCCGUACGGCAACGACCUGAACGAGCUGGAGUACUACCUGAAUCCUUACCGAGCCGGUGAGAAGAGGGAGGCGGUCGUCGCCAAGAAGUCUCCGCUGUACCUGAGACGUAGGAGGAGCGCCGGGACAGACUCCGCCGUCGCCAUGGAGACGGACGAACGCGAGGAGAACCCGUUCUUUAAGGGGGCGAAGCUGCGACACGUCGCCGCCAAGAAGUCACCGGAGUUGUCCCGCCAGAAGCGCUACUGAGGGGGGACCCGCGAUGGGGGAGGGGGGCGGCUCGUCAUACAUCACUCCUCCUCUCGACCCUACGAGCUACAGACGUCCCGGGUUAACUUGAGUCGUUGCCACAUACCGUCCCACAUAACUGUCAAUCACUUCUUAUCUCCAUAAUACUGCCCGCUUUCGAUUUUGGAAAGACUCCAGAAGUUUUGGCACCCGUUAGGAAGUCGUUGGAGUGGAAUAGAUGUAUCAAAGUUAAAGACGUCAUACGAUACCAUAAUGUCGAGUCCAGUGACCUCUUAGAGGACACGUUAGGUCAACUUGAACUUGAAAUGAAAGACUUCCGACGCGGCGUCAUUGAAAUUUCAGAGGAAACGUUCAGAAGAUUUAAAGAGGCCAGUAUUUUAUUUAUCGUAAUGAGACUCGGGUGCGUGUCGGCUAUGUUAGUUAUGCCAUAGAAAUUUCCCGCUCUCACUCCAGACAAAUUACCACGGAUCACGAUCGCACCGGAGGGUUCGGGACAGACGUCACUCUGACGCCACGGUCAAGGGUAGAACUAGCCUCUACCAGGCUGCUUUGGAGGCUCAAGAAAUAGCAGAAAUCAGUCUGGAAAAUGUGGUGUCCAUAGAUUCGGUUGGCCAUUUCUAAUAGACUGUCGCCAAGUUCGAGAGGUCAGUCAUGCACUCUCCAAUUAGAGGUUAGGCUCUUUCUUGUUUCGGACGUCUUUUGGAGACAUCAUGAACACAAAAGGAAAAGCUAAUUAUAAAGACCGACAAAAACACAAUAAAAAGACGUCCAAAACAAACUGGAGCCCAACCUCUGAAGAAUAAGCCUUAGCUGAGAUGAAAAAGCUCACACGACAAAUCAUAAAUGAUGAACGAACGGUUUGUUUAUCUGCAUCAAAUGGCAAGACAAUCAUAAAAUGCCAGUCGUUAUGGGCUGAAUCGAUCAUGAUUUACCACAAUACAUUGAAAAAGUACAAAGACUGACAUUUAUUGUAACACCGAUACAACUUAAUCGAUUUCACCUAAUAGAACUCACCAUAUUUGUCCAAUUUCUACUAUUGCUCAACACCCUUAGCAGCCUGGUUUAGAUGCAGAUUUGACUGAUGAGAUACUAAAAUGGAAAAUCAGUCGCUUUCGUCAUGUGUUCGUUGCUUUGUUAUUACCUGUGGUCAGUGUUUGAUGUAGUAAAUGAUAUAACUAAUAUAAAGUAUUUUAUGAGAAUAGAAGUUCCAAAUAUGCAGUAUGUCCAGAACAAACUGUGACUAUCAGAACGAAUUGAGUAUUGAGUGUCUGACAAGCGACGUAUGACCAUGGACGUACAUCGAGAAGCCCUACCGUAGGUUUCCCUUUAAUUAAAGGUCCAUUAUAUCAUGUUACGCUAGCUCACAUCUAUCCGUGAGGUAACCUUUAUCCGUUGUAUUUAACAGGGUAUUAAAGAAUGUCAAGUCUACUGACGGUGGUUCAAAGAUAUCAUUUUUUUUUCAAAAUAUUGCGGUUUGGAAACAAUAUCCGACAUCCCUACUUUCAAACACAACGGAUAUAGGUUACCCCGUGGAUAAAGGUGAGCUAACGUUAACGUUUUGGCCUCGAAAUUGAAAACAUUCUCGAGAACAAUAAGCCUUCGUGUGAAUUCCGUAUUUCUGGUAUUCGUGAACUGUGCAAAAACAAGAUUCACAAGUUAGGAAAUGUGACGUUUGCCAUUGGGGACUAUUUGUCGAAAAUAAACUUAACUGAAUUC